Messenger RNA from Cinara cedri, 4424 nucleotides. NCBI's taxonomy places the organism in Eukaryota, Metazoa, Arthropoda, Insecta, Hemiptera, Aphididae. The record is from the annotation of a GenBank genome assembly.
CGGUUAUUAAAAACUAAAAACAUAAAACAAAAAUUGAUUAAGUAGAUGCGAAUGUACGAUAAUACGAAAGAAUACCUAUGAUUUUGAAUUUAAACGAAUGUCAAAGUGAAUAUUUGAAACUAUUGAAAGCCUGUGUCAGAAAAUACUGUAUUGUUUAAAUUUGUCUAUAAUAUUUAAUUUUUUUACUUUUUUUUGUACAUAAAGUUUUAUGCUGCUGCAAUAUGGAUAAAGAUUUAAUUAAUUUAAAGAAAUGGUUUAACAACCUAGGUUUAGAAGUUGAUGGCAGUGUUGAAGACGAAGUGCUUAAAAAGUAAUAAGCAUAUUUCAUAUUUUUAACUACCUACACUAUUAGGAAAUACAAUUAAUAUAAUCACUUUAUUUUAUGCAGGUUAGUGCCUCCACAACGUCGAGAUAUGUGGAGGAAUAUUAUUAAACAUGUUUUGCCCAAAGAAGAAGUAGAAUUAAUCAAAAAAUCUAUUUUGUUACAUAAACUUCAAAAACGUCAAAAACCAUUAAUGGUAAAUUAACAUUUUAUUAAUGAAAACAAUACACACUAUAACUAGGCUUAGGGACUUCUAGCAUUUGUAUAUUUUUUUUUUAAUUAUGUAAAAAGAAGCAGAGUCAAAUAGAAAUCCUGUUCAUGUUAUAUAGAAUCUAAAUCUAAAAUUAGAUUAUGCCUAUUUGUGCAAAUUUUAAUCUUUUAGAUUCCGAGCGUAGCGAAUGAGCUAUUGAUUUUACUAAGAUAUUUAUAUUUUUCUUUUUUUUUCUAAUCUGUGGACACGUUUUUUCCAAGUAAACUUGCUUCGAUUUCUUGCACCUUUUCUGAAAGCUCAAGUUGUAUAGAUUGUACUUUAAAGAGGUCAUUUUUUUAAUUUUCGACAUUAUUUUUUAAAUAUCAUGCACCUAAGUGGAAAAAAACGUAGGUAAAUGUACAAUUUCAUGAUUUUACAAAAACACGGACUACGUUUUCUACCACAAAUAAUGAUUUAAUUAAAAAAUUAAUGCCAAAACUUUUGAGACACUUUUGAGAUUUUAAGAAAUUUAAAUUUUUGGAAUUUUUUUGCUGUAAUUGGGUUAUAAAUACACGUAGAGACUUGAAACUUAAUAAUAAUAUAUAUAUUAGACUUACCUAGACGUGGUAAAAUUUUCAAAAUAAUCAGACAACUUUUUUUUAAAAGCAUUUUGAAAUCAAAUUUAAACGAAAAUCGUAAAAAAAAAAAUUACGGCACUUCAAACUAUGUACUACCGAACUAUGCUUGGAAUUGUCUUUCAUCAAGCAAUGGUUUAUUGUUACUUACAGAUAUAAAUGUAAUAACUUUAUGUAUCCUACCUUCCCAACUUCUUACCUACUACAGUGGCUGCUUCCAUCUCCAAUUUAAACUCUUUUUCUCAUAAGAGCAUAUAUUAGCAGAAUGCUUUUAAGUGCUAUACCAGGUAAUUUAUUAAACUUUAGAUUCUCAGUGGAAUAAAGAAAGUAUAUGUUUUAUAAUGAUAUUUAUUUUUUUAUAAUAGUUCAUUUUGUUGUAUAUAAAUUUGGUCAUAGCAUUAGAGGUCCAGUUGUGCUUCUAUCAGGAUAAUAACCAAAUUGAUUUUUAGAUUUAUUUAUUUAUUAUUUUUGCAAAUUAAAUACAAAGCAUAGUAAAUUGGUCUAUAGCUUAAUAUUCUUUUUAUUACUUGUUUUAUAUAAAACAUUUGACAAUUUGAAAUUUUAAUUUAUGAAGGAAAAACUUUGUUUUAAGGAUAUAUUUAUUAUAUAGUUAAAAAGGUUUACAAUGUGAGUUGGUGAUAUAUAGUUUAUUUUAUCAAACUAGUUACUGUUUUAUGUUUAAAAUUGUCUAUUGAUGUAGAGAUUUCUGUAUUUUCUAUUUUUUUUUUUCAGGAAAUUUAAAUUAAAAGAAAAGUUUAACACUCUGUUAAAAUUUAACUGCCAUGUCUUCCCUAACUCUCAGGAAAUAUGAAUUAAACAUUUUUACUGCUGUAAUUAAAGAGUCUUAUUAAAUGUUAAUUCAUAAAAUUGAUCAUUACUUACAGUUAUUAUUUGUUCUUGUUAAAUCAUUUAUUAACUUCCAUAUAAGUUUAGGAUAAGUAAUUGUACUAGACAAUUUUGAUUUAUAGAAAUUUAUUUUCCAUAGCUCCUUGAAUUAAUGUAAAAUUAUUUAAUUAUAAAUUUAUGUAAUAGCAAUGAAAAAUUGAAUUUAUUUAUAAAUGAUUUAAUUCAUACUUAUAGGCAAAAGUAGAAUGUGAUGAUGAUUACACUAAUGCUUUAAAGUAUGAAGAAUUAGUUACAAAAUUAAAUAGUAUCCAGAAGGAUAUUGUUAUUGCUGAGGCAAAUAACACGAAAAUUAAAGAUGAAAUAAAUGAAAAAAUGCAGUAUAAGAAAAAUUUAAUGAAGAAUAUUGAGUUAAAACAAAAUAAAUGUUAUUUAACUAAAUACCAAACUGAAUAUUAUGAAAAGUUUAUUGAACAAUUUGAAGAGCUAUCUAAUAUGUGUAUUCAUUUUUCACCAGAAACUAAUGAAGUUUUAACUAAAACUGAUUAUGAGGUAAAAUUAUUGAAUAUAUUUAACAAAUUACAAAUAUGUCAUGUAAUAUUAAAUAUAUUGUAGGAUUCUUUGAUUAAAUGUUUAACCGAAGUGGACGAAAUUAAACAAUCAGGUAAAAUGAUUGAAAGCAUACAAAUUGGGAAAAAAUUAAGCAAUUUUAUAUUUGCAUCAACUAGUGAAAAAUGCCCUGCUAUUUUGCUCCAAACAAUUGAAGAUAAUUUAAUGAAACACAUAAAUGAAAGUAAUGAUAUUAUUACACAAGCAAAAGAAAUUGUUGAGUGCAACGGGUAAUUAUAGUUUGUUGUUUAUUUAAUUGUAUACUAUUCUCUUAUAAAAUUAUAUGUCCUUUAUAUAUUUAAAGUGACAGUGAAAAUGUAUUUAAUGAAUCUCUUGGGAACAUUUUUCAAAUACAACUGGAGUUAAAAUCAAAAUUAUCUAGUUCAGUAACAGAAAAGAAAAAUACCAUAAAUCAUUUGAAAAACACUACACAGCGAGUUAAGAAUGAAAUUAUAAGUCAAUUUAAAGUAAAUUUUAUAAUUAUAGUAAAUAGAUACAUUUGAUGUUCAUAAUAUAUUUUGGUUUUUAUAUUAAUUUAUAGCUUAGAAAUAUUACAUGUUCUGGUGAUGAAUUACUAGCAUUUCAGAAAAAUGUUGAAGAAUCUUUACGAUUUGUAAUUAAAAACACUAUAGAUUCCUAUGAUGACUCAAAGACAAUACAAUUUCAAGAAAAUAAGGUUUUUCAAAAAGAAUCAUUUAAAAUGAUUGAUGAUAUUUUAAAAAAAACAAAUGAUUUAAAUGAUGAAAUUGUAGGUUGUUUUUUUUUUUUUAAUAUAUUUCACACAUAUAUCUUUGUUUUUUAGUUUCAGAAAAAAGUGUCUGUGUGUAACAUGUUAAAAGAAUUGUACAAUAAAAAAUCAGAUUUUGGAUUAAUGGAUGUAAAAAAUGAUAUGCAUAAAUUAUAUGUAACUUACAUGGACAAAAUUGAUAAUAGUUAUCCAAUUAACAAAACUAUAACUUCUAUAGAUAAUUUUGCAUUUGUUGUUGAAAAUACACCUAAAUUAAUAACAGAUCCAAAGUAUUUGAAAUAAUAAGGUUUAAUAAGCAUUAAUAAAAUUUACAAUUAUUGUGAUAUUUUUUACAGACCAAAUACUAUAUAUUUUUGGAACUUAAAAGUCUUAAAGCAUUAUUCAAAAACUAUUGAAAUAUUAAGUGAAGUAAUGUCUAAAUUUGAACAGUUUCACAAGGUUAAAUGUUAGUGUUAUACAAUACUAUUGAAAUAUUUUGUGCAUACAUUUAGUUAUUAUUUAUUUCAGCUACUGAAAAUAUAUUGAAUCUAAUUGAACAGAAGGAAAAUGUUCGUAAGAAAGAAUUUAAUAACAUUUUGUCUCAAAUGGAAAAUAACAUUUUGGAACUAGAUAUUAUUAUUGAAAAUUGUGAACUCACAGCUGCCAUGGUGUAAGUAAAUUAGCUAUUAACUGUUGUAGUUGUCAUAUAAUAUUUUAAUUUAUUUUACUAUAGGUUAACUAAGCGUUUACAACAUUUAUUUGAAAAAUAAUUGAUGAGAAUUGAGUCAAAACUUCAAGUUGAAAUAUUUUUGAUUUUAUACUAAUCUGUCCAAAAUAAAAGAAAGAAAACAUAAUAUUAUUUCAAUAACUUGUUAAGACAUAAAAAAAAAAAAUGUUCAUUAAUUUUGUAUAGUACUUGAAGAUAAUUAUAUUUUUGGUUUUUAAACAAAUAUUAUCUAUUUAAUAAAAUGUAUUAUUUAUCUACCUAUUGCUGAUAUUGUAAUAAUAUUAAGUAGUAUGUAAAUUACAAAAUUUGAAUGUUUAAUGGUAAGUUCCAUACCUCAGAUUAAUAUCUAUGAUUUAGAAUUCUUAAAAUGC